Molecule: messenger RNA, 618 nt
Organism: Bactrocera latifrons
Lineage: Eukaryota; Metazoa; Arthropoda; Insecta; Diptera; Tephritidae
Exons: 2
Coding region: 1-618 (205 amino acids)
Source: RefSeq, a predicted model, not a curated record
AUGCCUGCCGGCGUUGACACGCCAUGCCUACCGAAGCCUUCCAUGUUCCUGGGAAACAAUUCCAGCCCUGCGAUAAUACGUGUUCCACUCUUCAACCAAGACAAGCCUGCCCUGUGGUUCACGCAAUUAGAAUCACAAUUCCGCAAUCACAGUGUUACAAGCGAAGUAGACAAACUACACCACACGAUUCCGUUGAUAGACACGCGCAUAGCUGCCGACGCUGAGGACAUCAUUUUAAAUCCACCAGUCGACAAGCCCUAUCAACGUUUAAAGACUAAACUAAUUGCGUGCUAUUCUAAAUUGAGAGAAGCGGAAAUUGUACAACUUCCGGAGGGGCAUUAUAUAGCUGCAAAAUCGCUUACAACGACUCACAACUCCAAUUCUACAGCCGUAGAGCAACAACUCGCUCACAUUACGAAAUGCCUUCAGAAGCGUUUGGACACCCAUGAAACCACUGGACGAAAAUGUUUUCGUGCACAAUGCAUCAACAGAAGCAGAUCGGUUUCUCCUGCCAUGUCCACCAGUAAAACCUGCUGGUAUCAGAAAAAGUUUGGCGAACUGGCUCAAAAAUGCACAUCGAAUUGCCAACAAGCGGGAAACGGAGCAGAGAGACGUUAG